CACUGAUUCGCAGGUCAUGACAGUUGACGUUGACAGUGGACGCUGGUUUAUAAUUUUGUUUAUGAUUAAAAUUAUUUAUAAUUUAUCUAUUUAUCAUUUUGAUUAAUUUGUAUAAAAGAACGAUGGACGUAAAACAAGAACAAGGCUCUUCCAAUUUUCUUAAGGAGUGUAUUAAAACAGAGCCAGAAAUUGGUGAAACCAAAGAGCAAAACUAUUGUCCUAGAAAUCAACAGUCUAAAACCGAACUAGAUGCCAAAUUCAAUGUUUUUGAAUCUCAAAUGUCUGAACAAAUCGCACAUGUUGAAAUUAAAGAAGAAAUUAUAGAUUUUGAAACACCUAAAUUCGAACAAAGUUCUGAUUUGCUAACGCCUAAAUUCGAAGAAAGUUCUGAUUUUCCAUUAAAAAUUGACCAUGAUAGGGUUUGCGAAAACGAGCAAAUUUUUCCUAAAACUGUUAAAGAAGAACUUGAGAACACCGACGACGGUAAAGUGACAAUUAAACAAGAAGUUAGUGAAUGUAUUAUAGAACCGAAAGCUGAACUGCUCACUUCGGAUUGUGAUUUACCUACUUUGAAAAUGGAAAAUGCUGAUUUUCCCGACUAUUACGAUUUGGGAUAUCCAAGUAGCAGCAAACUGUUGAAAAAUACCUCUGGAGUUAUUUUAAAGAAAAAGAAGAGAUACAUCUGCCCUAUAUGCCAACGCAAUUUUCCUUCUUCCAAAUCAAGAUCGACUCAUAUUGAUGGACAUUUUGAGAAACGCUGCGUAGUUUGUCAGUUUUGUGGAAAAUUAUUGACAAAAAUUGAAUUUUUUCAUCAUUUUUUGAUUCAUGUAGUGAAAAAUAGAACUAAAAUUCAAUUUGACGACAAACCUAAGAAAUACAAUUUUUCUUCCAACAAGUCGAAGCAAAAAAUUAUUAAUAACGUACAGAAACCUUUAAUAUUUCACAAUAGUGAAAAACUAUUUAAGUGUGACAUUUGUUCUAAAAUAUUUAAACACAAAUGUAACUUACAAAGACAUUUAAUAAUUCACAAUAGUGAAAAACCAUUCAAGUGUGACAUUUGUUUGAAAGGAUUCAAUCGAAAAUCUCACUUACAGAAACAUUUAAUAAUACAUAGUGGUGAAAAGCCAUUUAAGUGUGAUAUUUGUUAUAAAGGUUUUAAUGAUAAAUUUACAUUACAGAGACAUUUAAUAAUCCAUAGUGGUAAAAAACCAUUCAAGUGUAACAUUUGUCCCAAAGGAUUUACUCAGAAAUUUCACUUACAGCAACAUUUAUUAAUUCACGGCAAUGAAAAACCAUUUAAGUGUGACAUAUGUUCUAAAGGAUUUAAUCAUAAAUGUACCUUACAGAAACAUUUAAUAAUUCACAGUUGUAUUAAAGAUGCUAACGAUAAAUGUAUCUUACAAAAUCAUUUAAUAAUUCACAGUUAUGAGAAACAAUUUAAGUGUGAUAUUUGUUCGAAAGAAUUUACUCAUAAAUCUCACUUAGAGAAUCAUUUAAUAAUUCAUAGUGAUCAAAAACCAUUCAUGUGUGACAUAUGUUCCAAAGGUUUUAAUGGUAAAUCUAACUUACAGAAACAUUUAAUAAUACACAGUGGUGAAAAACCAUACAAGUGUAAAAUUUGUACUAAACGAUUUAAUGAUAGUUCUACCUUAAAGAGACAUUUAAUAAUUCAUAGUAGUGAAACACCUUUCAAGUGUGACAUUUGCUCUAAAGGAUUUAAUGAUAAAUCUUCCUUAAAGAGACAUUUAAUAAUUCACAGUGGUAAAAAACCAUUCAAAUGUGACAUUUGUUCUAAAGAAUUUACCCAGAAAACUCACUUACAGGAACAUUUAAUAAUUCACAGCGGUGAAAAACCAUUCAGAUGUGACACUUGUUCUAAAACAUUUAAACGAAAAUCUCACUUGCAGAGACAUUUAAUAACUCAUACUAGAUAUUCAUAUGAGUAUAACAUUUCUUCUAAAUAAUGUACGAGCACCGUCUCGGUGCAAUUGGCACAACAUUAAAAAGUUAUGGUAGAAUAAUUACAUAUUGUGAAAAUGUGGUGUAAUAAAAAUGCAUAAAUAAUUUAAAGGGUAGUAACGAUAGAUUAUAGAACUAGAAUAUAAAACAAAUUUAAAAAUUCCUAGAAACACUCCUCUACACUUCUUCUCUAGGUCUUUGACUUUAUUUGUGUAGUACUUACAGAAUGCAAAAUUCCAAAUAGUACAGUAUAUCUAACCUAUAGAGCUGUAAAAGUAACGAGAAAAUCAAUACCCGUAUGUAUUCGUUACUUCGGAUCUGACUACCCUUAUAAAAAUAUUCGUUACUCGUUACUUUCGUUACUGUGAUACGAAUCUACAGAACACGCAUCGUGUGGACCUCAUACACGUCUAUGCGGAUGCGGAAUUGGUGUCGGUAACUAAUCGUACGUACGCAUUGCUUCGGUUGUUAGGUUUUGGUACUGUCUAACAGAGGGUGCGGAUGAAAUUAGAUAUCGAAUCGUUGGUUAAAUAAAUACAUAGCGAAUUUGGAAUUUGUAAUUAGUAACAAAGUCGUGUAGUUCACUGAGCAUGAGCAAUGAGAACUGAUGUGAAGUUUUGCAAAAUAAAAUAUCGUCAGACAGGUUGAACAGAAACAUAUAUUUUUCUAACACACUAGUAGAAACAAUAAUAAUACUCUAUAAAAUCAUAACUUUAAUAAACAAAAACAUUAUAUUCUUGCAACACGCAACAGAAAAACAACUAUUAUACUAUUCUUUAAAACUGAAAUAAAUAAAUACAUAAAUAUAAACAAAAGUACGUUUCGAGUCCCAGUCGACGUGCGGUUCGAUAGUCGAUUCGCAUCAAGGCCACACUCUCAUUUCGCAUCGCCCAUCGGGCCAUCUCGCAUCUUGCACACCGAACCGGUGGCGGUAUGUAUUCUCAAGUAUUAUUAUUGUGCGUUAUGCGACGAUGCGGAUGCGAGUAACGAAAUUUAAAAUGCAGUAACGAAUUCGUAUUUCGUAUCUGACCGACUACUCGUUACUGAGUAACGAAUACAUACGGUUUGCCACAGCUCUACUAACCUAACACAAACAAUUCUAGGAAUUAGAAACAAUAUAAAAUAAAUUAAAAAAUAUAUAUGAAAUAUUAAAAAAAAAAGGAAGAAUAACACAAUACAGCGGGAAUAUUACAAUAUAUCACAGUCCGAGUAAAAUUUGUCAUAGUUCUUGUAUAAACGAUCAAUAAAUGCACUUUGUUCAUAAUUUUUUCUGUGGCUUUUUACAUUCAAAAGUGAUGUGUACCGAGUCCGUCGGGCAGGAACCAAUAGUUGAACUCUCUCAAGCAGUGACCCGCAGUGUUGUUCCUAGGGAUUUUUGAAUUGUACAACUUUUAAUGUCAAAAUUGUACACUAUUACGUUCGAUUGUACAACCACUAAUUAAUCUUUUUUAUUAAUAGCAGGCCUACUACUUCCCGAUGCUUAAAAUUCUUCUUUUUUUCCCUUUUUAAAAAAUGUUUUCGAUGUAAAACGGUGUACUGAUUGGUCGCGAAUGGCGCCAAAUUUAAACAUUAUUGUUUUAUUAAUUUUAAUGCAUACUAUUUAACGAAUCGUAGACUUUUUGAGCAAAAGAAAGCCUAUUAUAUACCAGAUUUCACAUAAAUAUUUAGCAACUUUAAAUUGUACAACAUUUCUACCUUCCUUCAAAAGUGCUUACAGCAGUACAACCACAUAACUGAUUGUACAACUUUUUGUACAAUUGUACAACCAGGAACAACACUGGUGACCCGCACUUAAUAGAACCACCUAUUAAUUUAGCCAGGAAUAUGAGUAAAGUCUGUUUUCUUCUGUAUUCCAGGCUCUGCAUGCCGCAAAGCCUUAAUCUUAUUUGAUAACAUGUGUUAUGGUUAUGAAAUCGGUGUUUAAAGAGCAGGUAGUUUAAGAAUUUACGUUGCACCCAUUUCAAUUCUAUUGAUAUGACAGGUUAAGUAGGUUGCCAAAUAACAGAACAGUAUUCCAGGUCACUUCUCACCAGGGGCCCUAUUCUCCAACUUGAAUGAUGUGAACAUUCCACUGUGGGAUGUGAAGUGUCCUAUCACCAAUUUGUUCUCUCGGUCAUCGUAUUCGGUAUUCUUGAAUCAUUCACAUCUCAUAGGUUCACGGAGCACCGCUGCCAAAUUUAAGUUGUGCGUUAGAACUAUUUUAGAAGGCACUUUACUUCAAUUUUUUUAAUAUUUUUUGACAAUUGUAAUAGAUUAUAUUUUCCAUUAUUUUCUAUUAAAUCCCGUGCUAAAGGUUUACUUAGACGAACAUUUUUUAUGAAUAUUCGGUCACUAAAGUCAAAAGGAUCCUCUUUUCUUAAAAACCAUUCUAUUUGGUCGAUUGGCAUCUUCUUCCGCUUCAGUUAGAUCAUUCAAAAUAUGAAUAUAAAUAAGAGCUUCGUCCAAAUCCAUUUUAAUUAAAAAAAGUGACGUUUUGAUAGCGCACGACAAUGACAGUUCUUUCAAUGUUCUACCGAAAUGGUGCUCUUCUACUGGUUUUGACUAAGAGAAAUACGUUCUCUCGAUUUUCAUGCGAAUUGAUCUUUCACUUCAAUUCAAGAAUACCACUCACACACUUUUUAAGAGAACGGCUGUCCAGUUCGCAUUCGCUAUUGUAAAGUGUCAUGAUUGUUUUUGUGUCAUUCACGUACCUAGUAUGUCUCUUGAUGAAGCCAAGCAUUUUGAGGGCUUUGCAUACUAUGGAAUCUAUAUGAUUGUUAAAAAAUAUUGUGGUAUCAAAAGUAAAGCCCAGAUCAAUAACUGUCGAGGAUCUAUCUAGGUUGACGCUGUAAAUAAUGUAACAGUUAAGAGUAGGAUUGUGAGAUCUUGUAAAAUGCAUGGUUGUGCACUUAGAAAUAUUUAUAGAAAGAGCGUUAUUUUUACACCAGGUAGCAAACCUGUUUAGGUCAGACUGUAAUGCAGAGUUAUUACCAGAGUUUCUACUAAAAAACUUAAAAUCAUCCGCGAAAAGAAGGCAUUGGCUAUUAAGAAAGCAGGACGUAACAUCAUUAAAGAAUAAGGAAAACAAUAGGGAACCUAUAUGUGAACCUUGAGGAACGCCGAAUAGGACUGCAACGUCACAUGAUACGGAAUUAUGCACUAUGACACGUUGACACCGAUUACUCAAAUAAGAUUUAAUCCAGUAAAAAUAAGAACUAUCUCUGGUUCUUAUUGGUCCUGGAGUUUACAUCCAUUUAUUUUUACAUUCCAAAUUUCAUUUGUUUAAGUAUAACCGUUCAAAAUAUACAGGGGGGAGGAGACUUUUAGCUAUCACUGUAGAUCAAAGAAUAUUAAAUCCGUAUGUAGUCAGUCAUACAAUUCCAAACAAUAUAUUUUUUUUAAUUUGCAGAUUUUCCUUCUCCCAAAUCAAGAUCGACUCAUAUUGAUGGACAUUUUGAAAAACGCUACGUAGUUUGUCAGUUUUGUGGAAACUUAAUGACAAAAAUUGAUUUUUUUCAUCAUUAUUUGAUUCAUGUAGUGAAAAAUAGAACUAAAAUUCAUUUUGACAACAAAUCUAAGAAAUACAACUUUUCUUCCAACAAGUCGAAACAAAAAAUAAUUAAUAACGUACAAAAACCUUUAAUUCACAGUAGUGAACAAAUAUUUAAGUGUGACAUUUGUUCUAAAAUAUUUAAACGCAAAUCUAACUUACAAAGACAUUUAAUAAUUCACAGUAAUAAAAAACCAUUCAUGUGUGACAUUUGUUCCAAAGAAUUCACUCAAAAAUCUCACUUAAACCAACAUUUAGUAAUUCAUAGCUGUAAAAAACCAUUUAAGUGCGACAUUUGUUCUAAAGAAUUUAAUGAUAAAGGUAACUUGCAGAAACAUUUAUUAAUUCACAGUCAUGAAAAACAAUUUAAGUGUGACAUUUGUUCCAAAGGAUUUACUCAAAAAUAUCUCUUACGGAAUCAUUUAAUAAUAAGUCAUAGUGAUAAACCAUUCAACUGUGACAUAUGUUCCAAAGGUUUUAAUAAUAAGUCUUACUUACAGAAGCAUUUAAUAAUACACAGUCGUAAAAGGCCAUUUGAGUGUAACAUUUGUUCUAACAAAUUUAUUCGGAAAUCUCAUUUAAAGGAUCAUUUAAUAAUUCACAGCGGUAAAAAACCAUUUAAGUGUGACGUUUGUUCUAAAGGAUUUAAACAAAAAUCUCACUUACACGGUCAUUUAAAAACUCAUGCUAAAUAAUAUUCAUGUAGGUAUAGCAUUUGUUCCAAAUAAUGUACGAGCCCCCGUCUCGUUACAAUAAAAUUGGCAUAGCAUUAAAAAGUUUUAGUGGAAUAAUUAGGUAUUGAACUCCCACACAUUCUCCCAGAACCAUCACGUGGCAUUUUCGAUCAGAACACUCCACAAGCGCGGUUGCCAUCGAGUAUCAGCUAACACCGGCCGAUAUAAGAGAAGCACCUCUUGGCGACGUUGUCAACUACAUUAAAUCUGUAGGCUGGCUCACGAGCUAGUAGGUGCCUAUCUUCUCAGGAGGAUGCACAAUGAGGCCUAAGUGCCGUGGGAUAACCCACCCUCCACACAUUACAGAAGCGCGGUUGCCAGAUUGAGUUAAAUGUCCGAACACUUCAUUAUCUUUUUAUUACAUUUGCAAAGAUGAAGUUACUUCAUUAAGUUGAUUACAUACUGUUUGAUGUAUUCUUAACAUUUUGAUUUAUCCUGUUAUUUCAUUUCGUCUGUGAACUACAUUUUUUUAAUAAAACGCUAUUAAUUUAAACUAAUUUGUGAAAAAUGGAUGUCAAGCUAAAAAAUCUGCAAUUCGUAAAAAGUUCAUAACAAAGUUUAAAAAUAUUUUGUUUCAAACAAUACAAACAUCAGAUUCAAAUUUACCGCUCAAAUAAUGUCUAAUUACUUAUUUUAGUUACUUUUCCCUGUGUAAAUGAUUCUUUUAAAUUUGAUCCUCCUAGUUUCAAAACAGAGUAUAGCACUGUAGAUAAAAGAAAAUAAAAUGUGUAGUUAGUCAUACAAUUCCAAACAAUAUAUUUUUUUAAUUUGCAGAUUUUCCUUCUUCCAAGUCAAGAUCGACUCAUAUUGAUGGACAUUUUGAAAAACGCUACGUAGUUUGUCAGUUUUGUGGAAAAUUAAUGACAAAAAUUGAAUAUUUUCAUCAUUUUUUAAUUCAUGUAGUGAAAAAUAGAACUAAAAUUCAAUUUGACGACAAACCUAAGAAAUGCAAUCUUUCGUCUAACAAGUCGAAGCAAAAGAUAUUUAAUCUAAAAUAUAACUUACAGAAUCCUUUAAUAGUUCACAGUUUUGAAAAAUUAUUUAAGUGUGACAUUUGUUUUAAAACGUUUAAACGCAAUUCUAACUUACAAAGACAUUUAUUAAUUCACAGUGGUGAAAAACCAUUCAUGUGUGACAUCUGUUCCAAAAAAUUCAAUAGAAAAUCUCACUUAAAGAAACAUGUAAUAAUUCAUAGUGGUAAAAAGCCAUUUAAGUGUGAUAUUUGUUUUAAAGGUUUUAUAGAUAAAUUUUCCUUACAAAGACAUUUAAUAAUUCAUAGUGAUAAAAAACAAUUUAAGUGUGACAUAUGUUCCAAAGAAUUUACUCAUAAAUUUCACUUACAACAACAUUCAUUAAUUCACAGCAGUGAAAAACCAUUUAAGUGUAACAUUUGUUUUAAAGGAUUUAAUUAUAAAUCUACAUUACAGAAACAUUUAUUAAUUCACAGCAGCGAAAAACCAUUCAAGUGUGAUGUUUGUUCUAAAAGAUUUAAUUAUAAAUCUACAUUACAGAACCAUUUAAUAAUUCACAGUGGACAAAAACCAUUCAAGUGUAAUAUUUGUUCUAAAGAAUGUAAUGAUAAAGGUAACUUGAAGAAACAUUUAUUAAUUCACAGUCAUGAAAAACAAUUUAAAUGUGACAUUUGUUCCAAAGAAUUUACUCAAAAUUAUCACUUACGGAAUCAUUUAAUAAUAAGUCAUAGUGAUAAAAAACCAUUCAAGUGUGACAUAUGUUCCAAAGGUUUUAAUGGUAAAUCUAACUUACAGAAACAUUUAAUAAUACACAGUGGCGAAAAACCAUUUAAUUGUAAAAUUUGUUCUAAAAAAUUUAAUGAUAAAUCUUCCUUAAGGAGACAUUUAAUAAUUCACAGUGGUUAUAAACCAUACGAGUGUAACAUUUGUUCCAAAAGAUUUACUCAGAAAUGUCAUUUACAUGACCAUUUAAUAAUUCACAGCGGUGAGAAACCAUUCAAGUGUGAUACUUGUUCUAAAGGAUUUAAACAGAAAUCUCACUUACAGAGACAUUUAAAAACUCAUACUAAAUAAUAUUCAUGUAAGUAUAUUAUUUGUUCCAAAUAAUGUACAAUAAAAUUGUCAUACCAUUAAAAAGUUGUAGUAGAAUAAUCAGGUAUUGAAAAAAAUGUGGUUAAGUAAAAACUUAUUCAAUGUUGCCAGAUUUAAUUAAGAUCUGUUCGAAUUCUUAACACUUUAACCCCUGUGUGUACCAGAAGUCGUUACCAUGGACUGUGUGUACAAUAUAUGGCCACAAAAUAUCAUUCAUUAAAACCUGGCAGAUAUUUUAUAAAUAAUUGCCAGAAACUGAGGCUUUUUUUGUUAAAUUUAUUUUAUUUGAAUAGUUACAAGCCGUACUAUAUUAUAAAAAUGUAUAAUUUUGCAAAAAACAUGUUCAAAACGUCGUGUUAAAAAAUGGUACACACGGUUUGUCACAAAAGUCAUUGUCUAAAAACUACAUGUACCAAUAUUGGAUUUUUUUUACUUAUCUGACAAUUGUGUGUAGCAAAAAAACAGUCAUUGCAUAAGAACUUCUCACUACAUGCCUGGCAUGAUGUACUUACUCUUUUGGAAUACUUCAUUAUUAUCUUCCAUUUCUAUCACUGUUUUGUAUCACUUAGUGUGUCUUCCUCUCUUGUUUUCUUCAGUAAGCUUAUGGUCUUUUUCAGGUGCUCUUGCCUUAUUUGUCUGCAUUUGACGAUUGUGGACUUUUUCAAAAAUUUUGUUCACGAUUUGUGUUCACAACUCACAACUGUAUAUUUUCAUAAAAGUACCUAAAGUUUCUUCUACCUAUUGACCAUGUGCGAAACUGUUCCGCCAGAAUUUAUCCACAACCUGAACCAACCGUUAUAAUAAGCAUUUAAACUUAAUGUAGUUGUGUUUGUAAAUAGAAUCAAUGCAUGUUGCGUGCCCAUAUAGAGAUACACAGUUUGUGGGUAAAUACUUAUUGUGUACCACAGUUCGUUGGGACAAGCUACAAAAAAGUAGAUUGGUUUGUAGAUAUGAUAUGUUUGCCCCGAGGUGUUAAUUGAUUCAUAUAAUUUAUUUAUUUAUUGCAAUAUACAACAGAUAUAAUCUAAUUGGUACAUGGCAAGAGCAAAAGAUAGUAUAGACAAAGAUAAAGACAAAUUGAAUCAAAAGAUUUAAAAACAUACAAAAACAAUGGGAAAUAUAAUUGCCUGUAAAGAUUAAAAAUAGAUUGAAAAAAACAUAAAUGCAAUGGAAUACAAAUACAAAUUUUUCCAAUACGAACAACAAUGAAAUUUAAAGAAGAGAUCUAUAAUCUAAUGUUAUUUUUAAUAGUUUGCGGUGAUUUAUGAAAAAUUAUUAUAGUUACCUGAUAACUUGUCAAUAAAUGAAUUUUGCUGUAAUUAGUCCUAUUAGUCCUCACAUGAAAUAAGGUUAAGUGACGUGUUCGUCUUAAAGGAACAGACUAAUUCUAGCAAAUCUUCACAAUUCUCUUGGCCAUCAAGCAACUUGUUUAGAAAGAACAGUCCUGCCUCCUGUCGUCUUUGUUCCAAACUUUGAACCCCAUACAGUAAAUCUUGUUUCGUAAACAAUUCCCUAGGAUGGAAAGUGGAGUUUGAAGAGACGUUAUUUUAAAAAUUUGUUUUGUACAUUUUCAAGUCUAUUACUGUGAGUGUGGUAUAAGCAAUUAACAAUGUCAAGUGAAAACUACUGGACCUCCAUAUUAAACUAAAUGGUUGUUUGCCCUUGUUCUUAUUUCUAUGCCGAUAUGGGUGCCAAAAAAGUUUUUUUUUUUUUUUAUUUAUAACGUAUUUUAAUUAAUAUUUUUAUUAUUGGAAUAUUUAUUGUAACUGCGUAUUAAUCAUACAAUUUGUGACUUUCUUAAUUAAAAGGUGUUUUAGUAGAAUUUAAUAAGUGUUUAAUUUUGAUGUCCCUUUUACUUCCUUUGGGUACACCUAUGUUUAAUUCAAACUCAAAUAUUUUGCCGGUGGCGUACUUUCAUUUAUGUAAGUGGUUCUUCCGGCGUUCGCACGAGGGCGUAUCGCUUCUUUGGAAUAGCACUGAGUGUGAACAGAACUUAUUGGAAACUUUUGUUUCUCUUUUUAUUACAUUUGCAAAGAUGAAGUUGUUUCAUUAUGUUGAUUAUCUGAUAAUAUCGCUUGAUAAUUAGCUUUUUACUGAUUUGACAUCACCAACCACAUCAAUUACAUAUUUUAAAUUUCAAUAAUUAUUUUGCCAAUGAUAUUUAAAAGGCGAUAAAUUAUCACAUGGACUUCAGAAAAAUUUGAGAAAAGUCUAUUAGAAUUAAUAUAAUAAUACGUCGUAUUUCUUUUCUAUCAUUUAUGCGUGAUUGAGCACCGAA
Psylliodes chrysocephalus is the source of this 10563-nucleotide messenger RNA. The record is from the annotation of a GenBank genome assembly. NCBI's taxonomy places the organism in Eukaryota, Metazoa, Arthropoda, Insecta, Coleoptera, Chrysomelidae.